Rhineura floridana is the source of this 7221-nucleotide messenger RNA. RefSeq names its product proton-coupled amino acid transporter 1-like. Gene Ontology annotation, molecular function: L-alanine transmembrane transporter activity; amino acid:proton symporter activity; L-proline transmembrane transporter activity. NCBI's taxonomy places the organism in Eukaryota, Metazoa, Chordata, Lepidosauria, Squamata, Rhineuridae. Bases 183 to 1610 code for a protein of 475 amino acids. Gene Ontology annotation, biological process: proline transmembrane transport; proton transmembrane transport; glycine transport. The transcript is spliced from 11 exons. Gene Ontology annotation, cellular component: vacuolar membrane. The record is from RefSeq and is a predicted model, not a curated record.
UUGCAUGCUCAGAAAAAAAGAGUUCAGCUGACGUUCAUAUCUCUGACUGAGCCGGCGUAGCCACGUGAGCGUACAAAACUGGUUCCAUCAGAUGACCUGUCACAGGAAGAGGCUAAGAUGGAAAGCCGGUGAAAGGGAAAAAGAGGAAGAGAAAUCGCUGGCAGGAGUCGGAUUGGGCCACAAUGUCCACCCGACGGUUGCGCAGUGAAGAGUACAAUGACUACAGCUCAACAGAGGUGACUCCUGAUGGUAGCCCUCCAGAGGGCUUAAGCAACUUUUCCAGCCCAUCAUCCUAUCAACGGUUUGGAGAGGCAAAUGGGACAACGUGGCUUCAAACCUUGAUACACCUAUUGAAAGGGAACAUAGGCACAGGCCUGCUGGGACUCCCAUUAGCCAUAAAAAAUGCUGGCAUUGUGAUGGGUCCUAUCAGCUUGCUUGUGAUUGGAGUAAUUGCAGUGCACUGUAUGCAUAUCCUGGUUAAGUGUGCCCACCACUUCUGCAACAAGCAUCAGAAACCAUUUGUAGAUUAUGGAGAUGCUGUGAUGCAUGGACUGGAAGCUAGCCCCAGUGCAUGGCUUAGGAUUCAUUCCGUCUGGGGAAGAUAUUUGGUGGUCUUGUUCUUGAUUAUCACUCAGCUGGGGUUCUGCUGUGUAUAUUUUGUAUUCCUCGCUGACAAUCUGAAACAGGUGAUAUCUGCUGCCAACGGUACAACCAACGACUGCAGUGCCAAUGAAACUGCCCUGCUAGCUCCAACCAUGAGCUCCCAGUUAUACAUCCUGUCCUUGUUGCCAUUCAUGAUACUGCUCGUCUUUAUCCAGAAUCUCAAGUUACUUUCCAUUUUCUCCAUGCUGGCCAAUAUUCUCAUGUUUUGCAGCCUGAUAAUGAUAUAUCAGUACAUUGUCAGGGGCAUUCCAGAUCCUUCCAAUCUGCCUCUGGUGUCCCAGUGGAAGACCUAUCCUCUGUUUUUUGGCACGGCUAUCUUUGCUUUCGAAGGCAUUGGAGUGGUGCUUCCUCUGGAAAACAAGAUGAAGACCCCUAAGCACUUCCCCAUCAUCCUUUAUGUGGGGAUGGCAGUUGUCAGCGUCCUCUACCUCAGCCUUGGAACCCUGGGAUACUUGCGCUUUGGAGCCAACAUCCAGGCCAGCAUAACUCUCAAUCUGCCUAACUGUUGGUUGUAUCAGUCUGUCAAGCUUCUGUACUCCAUUGGGAUCUUCUUCACUUAUGCCCUCCAGUUCUACGUCCCUGCAGAAAUCAUAAUUCCUACGGCCCUUGCCCAGGUCCCUGAACGCUGGGCGUUAUGGUGCAAUCUGCUGCUGAGGGCAUCCCUGGUCUGCGUAACAUGUCUGCUAGCAAUCCUGAUUCCUCGGUUGGACAUUGUCAUUGCUCUGGUGGGCUCAGUGAGCAGCAGUGCCCUUGCCCUGAUCAUCCCACCCCUUCUGGAGAUUUCCACCUACUACUCUCAAGGCAUGCAUCCACUCACCAUUGCCAAAGAUAUCCUGAUCAGUUUCAUAGGUUUUACUGGAUUUGUGGUGGGGACCUACGAGUCUCUCUUUGAACUCAUCGUACCAACUGUUCCCACUGUUUCGAAUGCCACCAGUAUCUUACACUGACAGGUUAACCUAUCCACAGCUUUUAUUUCUGCGUUGCUAUAGAAUUUUUCAGCAGUUUGGCUGGAUCCUGAUUUCUUUAGUAGCAACGGCAGUGACUUGUUACUACUUCUUGCUUCAUAAACAUAUUUAUUUUGCAGGUAUAAAGGCAAGGCAACAGUGGAAAAGACAAGAUUUGGAUCUUUUAUUCUUCUGUGUACCUUUGUGUACAAAUUGGGGGUUGGUUUUAAGAGCCUUCACUGUACAAUGAUUAGCCUUUGACUAGAGUGGAAUACUGUUGUGUGCUCCACUCUGAUUUUCUCAAUUAGAAAGACACUAAAUGGUCUGCAAGGAUCUCGGUUUACACAGUCUCUGGAAUCUAGAGAAUUAAGAAGCCUAGUAUUGUCAAAAGGUGUUCUUAUGAAGCUCUUUAAACAUCAUGUUACCAGCCCUUGGGAGGAGAACCCAAGGAUCAAGGGCAUGGCCUGAAGGCACAAAAGGCCAACCUCUUGCUGAAAUGAAGCAGGUUUGUGCCUGGUCAGUAGAUGGGUGACCACCUGGAAGCCACACGUAUGCCACCUUGGGUUCCAUGACAGAAGAAAGGUGGGAUAUUAAUAUAAGAUUUAAAGCAAAAAACAAAAAAGCCCUCCACCACUUCUUUGUUGCAAUUUUGAAGCGCUUCUCUUUGACAGCGUAGAGAUUGCAUCAAGCUUUAACUGUAUUUCCUUGUGUAAAUUCCUCCAUGUUUAAUGGGAAAUGGCAGGAUUAAGCACAGGAUAGGGGAAGAGACAAAUGGAAGUCUGCUAGCAGUUCUUAAAAUGGAUGCCAUAGACUGAACAAGUUAGUUUUGUUCCCUCCUUACUUUCUGCCAUGCCUCUUCUCCACCUUUGGGUGCAUAUGGCAAUAACAAUGGUGUCAUAGGUAGGCUCAAGCUCAAUAGAGUAUGAUGCAUAAUAUUUGGGCACGUUCAAAUGGUCUGUAUGCAAAAGAUGGUGGUGUUUCUCACCAGUUCUCCAUGACAGAGUUGAUAUCAAGCAUACUAGGAGAAAGGUUCAUGUACGAGUUGGGCACAGGAUAUGGAGAUAGUUUUGAAGAGAGAGGUAAUUUUAAUUAUGGGAGAUGGUCAGUUGUAGGAUGCAAACCACCCUUUCCUUGUGAGUUUUGCAAUGGAGCAUUUGCUAAAGUUAAGGGGGGUGGGAGAAGCAAUGACCAGACAAAAUAUGUACAAAUCAAAGUAGUUGAACCUGUACCCAAGUAUUGUGUCAUAAUCCAAUGGAAACCUAACUCUGCAUGCAAUAAGGAUGUUUUACAUGAGAAACAGCAAACACACCCGUAUAUAUAGAGAUGUAUAAAGAUUUUGUGUGUCUCUUGUGGCUCAUGUCAGAUUAUUGGGAGCCUGCUGGCAAAUGUGGUUUUGUUGAAAUUAAUCUGUGCCAUCUUCACAUAAGUACAUUUUUAACUAUACCUAUUGGUUAAAAUGUCCUAAGGUAAAAGGCCCUGAAAAGCUAACCAAUCAAAGACAUGAAGAAAUAAAUAAGUUGCAUAUGUACAUGGAGAUGCUUAUUUUUAAAGAACCUUACUCAGAAUGAGAGGAGAGGGCUUUUUUUGUGAAGCAAAAAGAAGCAAGGCUGCAAGGAAAGGCUGCUUUUCCCCUUCCUUCCUGGCAGCCAGCCUGCCUCCCUGGGGGGAGGGGGUCACAAAAAGUUUUAAGCUUAUAAAGGGGCCCCCGUACUCAUAAAGGUUGGGAACCACUGAUACAGAUUUCAUAGUUGCAUUGUUCCCAUAAUUAGCCUGAGAUAAAAAGCAAAAUUUAAUGUGCCAGCUUGCUUUGCCUUUUUAGUCUAAAAUAUAAAUUUUCCAUGCUGAUACCAUAAAAUAACCAUAAAAUAACCAUAAAAUAACUCUUAGAGUGCAGUCUUAAGCAUGUCUGUAUUCAGAAGCAACUCCCACUAAGUUCAGCAGGACUUAACUUGCAAGUAUGUUUGCAUUGGACUGCGAGCCGGUAUGGUAUAGCGGUUAGAAUGUUGGACUAAGACCUGAGAGAUCAAGGUUCAAAUCCCCACUUAGCCAUGAAGUUUGCUGGGUAACCUUGGGCCAGCCACAGUCUCUCAGCCUAAUCUACCUCACAGGGUGAUUGUGAAGAUAAAAUAGAGAGGAGAAUCUUAUGUGCCACCUUGAGCUCCUUUGGAGGAAAGGUGGGAUAUAAAUAUAAUAAUAAUAUAAUACUAGGACUGCACACUUAGCAUUUUAACAAGGCCCAUUUAAAACCUUAUAAUGAAAAUGCACCAAGUUCCUUCUAUGUUUUUGCUCAGAAGAAUAUUUUGCUUGUUAUGGCAUUAAUUUAUCAAGUAUCUCAUAUCACUUUUUCCAGUAGCUGAAGUCCUUGGACAUAUAGCUUGCAUUGCAGUGUCUUGUACUUUUAUUCAAUUAGCCAAGGUUUCUGAACUACUGACUUAGGUCACAAUCCUAUACUCAUUUCCCUGGGAGUAACCCCCCCUGAAUUUAACGGGACUUGCUUCUUAGUAAAUAUGUGUAGAAUUGCACUGCUAAUUUCUCAGCUAAACAAAUGAAAAUAUGCAGAUGGCAGCUGGAGACUUAGAACAAAAAACAACAUGGCUGCCUUUACAGAAGUGUAAAAGCCCAAUUUCAGACCUCCCAUAAUCACACCAUGGAAUUAAGAGUGAGAGAUUUCAUAAGUAUCAGAGAUAGCACUUCAAACAUAGUACUUUAAAAUUCAUUAAAAGUUUCUGUAAUGGAUAACUUGACUCAAGUGUGUAAGUAAUAAUGUUGCUCAUAUUUCCUUCUUAAAAACUUUCCUUUAAAAACAUUCUGGCUUUAAAUAUGUAAUGAUGAGGCUUUAUCUGCUACUCUCCAAUGUACUCUAUCAGUUUUAAUACCAUUCUCAGAGAAAUAUCGGAUGGCUUUCUAUAUCCCUUCUCAUUCUCAUAACACCGCUCUGAAUAUAUCCUUUCCUCUGAGGUGGAGCUCAACUUUGCACUGGGAAAAUAUUCCUCUUCCUACAUGGUGAGGAAAGCAGGAGUUCAGUUUACAGUAAUAGGAGAAAAACUGGACAAAUUCAAUAUACUGUCAUGAUACUUAAUGCUGAAACAGUAAUAAAAAUUACUUCUGUUUCACCAACUGAGUCCAGAAGACCAGCAUGAGCAUUCACAGAGCAGAGCCCCGAUGUGUCAUUUGGUUGAAAUGUAGGUCCUAGAAUGCUGGCACAAGAUUUUUAGAUUAUAUUUUUAGAUUGUAGAUAGAACACUCACAUAGCUUUAAGCCAGAAUUACAGUAGACAAAAUUAAAUUGCUUUAAGCAGUAACUUCACAUUAGUAACUUCUUUUUUAUGGGAUAGUAUUUAAACAGACUAUUCCUUCAAGACUGUUUCUCAUAAGUUGCCAAUCAAUUUGCCAGGAUCAGUGCUUACACUUGUAAGGUCUCUCACUACUCUUGUAUUUUGAGUUUUUAUGGGAUUAGUAUCUGUAUGAAGGUUAUCAACUGUUUGUUGUGGGGUAACAUUGUAAAGGAAAGCAGUGGAUGCAGAAACCCACAGAACAACUGGACUUAAAACAUGAAACAAUUAGAGAACCUAUUUUGCCUUCAUUUAGCUAUGGAGUUCAUCCAACUUCUCAUUUGAGUGCCAUAAAAUUUGCUUGCAUGUCCUCUUAAAAAUAACCUACUGAAAGAAAAUUAUUUUUGCACUGUUAAGGUCAGAAUACUACUCUCUAUUUCCUCUUUGUAUGACAAAGACUCAUCAUUGUCAGCUUUCAUUACUCCUAGAAUGCCCCGUGUUGAUAAUAGCUAUUAUACAUUCAAUGUAUCACUGCAGUUAGAAACAAAUGAAAGCUUGUCCAUAGUUGUCUUAAUCUGCCAUUGUACUGGUACUGUAAUAACUUUUAUUCUAACACUAGUUGAGAUACUCCUUUCAGUGAAAAUAAUGGUUCCGUCUGACUCCCAGAUAAAUAAGCUGCUUUAACAUCCAUGAAUCUUUGAGGGGGGAGGAGAGCCACAAGUAUAGUAUCAAUAUCUGGAUUACUGCUAAUUAUAUGUGUUGUUUGGGUGAGUGCAAAUGAACAUCUGUGUAAUCUUGCUAAUGCUGUCAGGUAUGUGGUGGCCUUCGGGAGGUAUGAGGGUUAUGAAUUAUAUCUGUUUUCCUUACUGUUCAAGGUACCAUACACAUGAACUGAGGCCUAACUGUAUCCUGCAUAGAACACAGAUAAUAAGCAACUUUAUAGAGAGGCUGAAUUGAAUAUUUUUGUUCUGUUAAACAUUUCCAGCAGCUUGUCAUUAAAUCCAGAAAAGGAUUUCCAUUUGCCAGUUUCUAGGCAAUUACUAUCUGGUUAAUUUCAAAAUAGUUUCUUUGUCUAAGUGAGACAAUAGCCUGAUGUUACAAAUACUGAUUCUCUCCAUGAGAGUCAUCUAUAUUGCAUCUAUUUUGACUUUGAAAAUGGAUUAAAAGGGCAUUUCAAUCCUAAACCAAAUGUAUGCUUUGAUUUUAAUUUAUUUUUUAAAAAAGACAAUAACAGUGACCACAAUUGUGAAGAAGAUGCAGGCAGAAUCAAAAUGCAACUUGGAUCUUCCCUGAAACUUCUAUGGGAGGAGGAUUGCUGACCAGGGUCCCUGUUAAGUGGCUCCUAGCAUAAGCCUCAAACUGCUAGUAUUCAGUACUGUACACUGACACACACAAAAUAGUUGCCAGAUUGAAAAAAACAUAGCAUUUAUCUGCCUUCCCAUAGAGGGCUAUGGGAAAGCCUUGUUGUAUGUGCAGAUCCAGUCUUUGGGAUGGAGGUUACUCUGGAUUUGCAGCUUUGGGCCUUUGCCUGUGAGUAGCUAGAAGGGAAUAUGGGGAUGUCAGUGCUCCUUUUAAGGAGCUUUGUGUGCUGUGUCUCAUAUUUUUAUAAUAUAGGGCAGAAUCAAACAAACCAAUUUUAGGCUAAGUUAAACUUGGGGGUAUGCUGAUGUUUAACAAAAGUGAUCAAGCAGAGGAAAAUGCAUAUGAUUAUCCACAAAAUGAUUUAUAAGAUGAGGUGACUUAGACAGGCAAUGGUUGGGUGUGAAUUUGUGCGCACAUGCAUAUAGAGUCAUUGGUGUAUUUAUUUGUGCCUAAAUGUGCCAGUUGCAAGCAAAUAUUUUGUUUGCUGCUACUGCGCAAAGCCAGUGCAAAUACUCAGAUGUGUGUGUUGUAAUGGUGCUGUACUUUAAUUGUGUACUUUACUGGAUAUUUUAUUCAAUAAAGUCUAUUUUUUACUUUAUUAGUGUUCCACAGUGACUUUGAAAUGUUUUUGGAUUGCUUGUAUAUGGCUUUUAAUGUCUAACUUCCUCAUUCUAGUUAUUUAGCCCUCAGUGAGCGAGGACCGUGCAAAUUUAAAGAACUAGGUUGAUCUUCAGUAUGAAACUUGAUGAGAUCCCGCCCAGUCUUGUGUGUUCCAGUUGUUCGGAUUUGAUUUUCCUGUAUUUUAAUUAUUGUGCUUUUCGUUCUGUAAGGUUCCCUGGGAAUUUCUAUUGAAAAUUUUGUAUAUAGAAAUAGAAUUUUAAAAAUGAAUAACAAUAAUGUGGUGAGGUAUGAUUUGUCAAGGUGGGAUCUUGAUUACAAACCUGGUUCUAAUGAAGAAAAAUAAACUAAAGCUAUCUAGUC